AUGGCGUCGAGACCAGGUCUUCUCACGGACUGGCCAUGGGCUCCUCUUGGAAGCUUUAAGUACUUGUUGUUGGCACCGCUGGUUGUGGACAGCAUCUACUCAUUUGCAACCAUACGAGAUCAAGUGAAACUUUUGAUAUUGGCCAUGGGGGUGUGGCGGAUUGUUCAUAGCCAAGUGUGGAUAAGUUUGUCGCGUUACAUGACUGCCAAAGGAACCAAGAGAAUCGUGAACAAGUCCAUAGAGUUUGACCAAGUCGACCGAGAACGAAGCUGGGACGACCAGAUCAUCUUCAACACUUUCGUUACUUACUUAGCUAAAGUGUACAUCUUAGGAACCAACAUCCUUCCCUUUUGGCGACUCGAUGGAGUGGUACUAGCCGCUCUCCUCCAUGCUGGUCCGGUUGAGUUCUUUUACUACUGGUUUCACCGAGCCCUUCACCACCACUUCCUCUACUCUCGCUACCAUUCACACCACCACUCCUCAAUCGUCACCGAGCCGAUCACUUCGGUGGUGCACCCAUUUGCGGAGCACAUUGGGUAUACACUAAUCUUGGGGAUACCCCUAGUAACGACUUUGCUAUGCGGCACGAUCUCUAUGGUCUCCCUUUUCACCUAUAUGACUUACAUAGAUUUCAUGAACAACUUGGGUCACUGCAAUUUCGAGCUCAUUCCCAAAUCUUUCUUCUCUCUUGUCCCUCCUCUCAAGUUCCUCUGCUACACUCCCUCGUUUCACUCGCUCCACCACACACAAUUCAGGACGAACUACUCUCUAUUCAUGCCAAUGUACGACUACAUUUACGGGACCAACGACAAGUGCAGUGACUCAUUGUACGAAACAUCUUUAGAUCGAGAAGAAGAGAAACCGGACGCGAUCCAUCUCACCCAUCUAACAUCUCUCGACUCUAUUUACCAUCUCCGGCUCGGCUUUGCUUCCUUCUCCUCGCACCCGCUCUCUUCACGGUUUUACGUAUUCCUAAUGAGACCCUUAUCGCUAAUCCUCUCCUUCAUUCUCACUUCUUUCUCUUCUCGAACCUUUGUCUUCGAGAGAAACCGCUUCCGUGAUCUCACCUUUCACUCCCACCUCCUUCCCAAGUUUUCCUCUAAUUACAUGUCGCAACGGCACAAAGAAGGUAUCAACAAAAUGAUAGAAGAGGCUAUUCUUGAAGCGGAUAAGAAGGGUGUGAGAGGAGAAGAAUUAAAUGGGUACGGAGAGAUGUACGUAAGGAAGCAUCCAAAGCUAAAGAUAAGAAUAGUGGACGGAAGCAGCCUUGCAUCUGAGGUGGUGCUUCAUAGCAUUCCUGUUGGGACGAAAGAGGUUCUCUUUAGAGGCCAAAUCACAAAGGUUGCUCGUGCCAUUGUCCUCUCUCUUUGCCAAAAUGGCAUCAAGGUGAUGGUGUUACGUGAGGAAGAAUAUUCAAAGCUCGCCGAAUUCUUGGAGGGGGAUUGUAAGGUUAAUCUGGUGCUCAGUGCCAACUAUUCCCCAACGAUAUGGUUGGUGGGAGAUGGGCUAAGCAAAGAAGAGCAGAAGAUGGCAAGAAAAGGAACUCGUUUUCUUCCUUUCUCUCAGUUUCCUCCUACUAAACUCCGAAAGGACUGCUUCUACCAUAACACUCCGGCUAUGAUCAUCCCCGACUCUGCCCAAAACAUCGACUCUUGUGAGAAUUGGUUGGGGAGGAGAGUGAUGAGCGCAUGGAGAGUUGGUGGGAUAGUACACGCGCUUGAAGGGUGGGAGGAACACGAGUGUGGUGAUCUCGACGUUUCAAUCGUUAAUCCUCCACGAGUUUGGGAAGCUGCUCUUAGAAACGGUUUCCAACCUCUGGUCUUGCCAUCUUUGGAGACCAAAGGGUUCAACAACUCGUACUAA
Microthlaspi erraticum is the source of this 1863-nucleotide messenger RNA. The record is from the annotation of a GenBank genome assembly. Lineage: Eukaryota; Viridiplantae; Streptophyta; Magnoliopsida; Brassicales; Brassicaceae.